AUGUUGGGCAUGUUGGGGUACGGUUCUCGAACUGCUCAAACAUGGCCACAUUUGGAGAUAGCCUCAAGAAGCUCAUCAUUUGCGCACUCGGCGUCCCCGAAUAUUAGUUUAGGUUUUGAGUUUGCCUGCGUAUUUUUCAUCCAGUCUGACCCAGAGCGACACUGCAACACAGACUGGAUCCUCGAGGCAGACGCUAACCUGACGUCGGAUGAGCAGCUGAACUUGACCGUUCCCCGGGAGCGCGACGGUUCGUUCAGCAGGUGUCGCAUGUUCGUGCCGGUGGACUGGGACAUCGGAACCAUCAGGGGGGGGGGCGGACUCAACGAGACCACGGCGUGCCAGAAUGGUUGGAUCUACUCCAGUUCACUUUAUACUGCCACCAUAGUCACUGAUGUAACCACAGAGUGGAUCGGUGCAUCCAAAAGGUCGUGGGGGGCAUGCGCGACCCAAAUAUGUGGCGCAGUUGGACAGGCCACGCUUGCUGGUCUGAUCUAUGUUGUCAGAGAAUGGAGAGUAGCUCAGCUCAUAACGGCAGCUCUGCUUUUAGCCAUCGUUAUUUAUAUAUGGUUUGUUCCAGAGUCAGCCAGGUGGUUGUUGGAGAGCGGGAGGACAGAAGAGGCUAAAGAGUUGCUUUUGAAGGUGGCAGCUAUCAAUAAACGCAGAUUUUCAGGCACUCUUCUGAAAAAGAUUCCUGUAAAAGAAACUGAGAAAAAGAGCAGCAUUUUAAUACUUAUCCAAUCAUCUGUGCUUCGGAAGUAUUUCUUGGCCAUAUUAUUUACAUGGUUCUCAUUGAACGUUGCAUUAUACUGCAUUUCAUUCAACGUGGGGAAUUUUGGCUCGGACAUAUUCCUGACACGGUUCAUAUUUGGACUGACUGAAAUACCGGCUCAUCUGCUGUGCAUCUGGCAGUUGGAAGCACUGGGGAGAAGAAUAUCUUUCAUCUCAACACUUCUAAUUGGGGGUGCCGUGUGUAUGUUGAUGCUCGCAUUUAAACAAGGUAGUGCAGAAGGAAAUCCUGUUGCUUUUACGGCACUGGCCACCUCUGGACGUUUUGUAAUAAACUGGGCUUCCACCAUAUGUAACGUUUAUGUUCAAGAGUUAUUCCCAACAUCUUUCAGACAAACAGCCUCCGGUUUGGGGUCCAUUGCAAGUCGGGCAGGCGGUCUUAUCGCGCCGGUGGUCAACAUGUUGGCUAUGUACCACUGGUCCAUACCCAUCAUAAGCUUCAGUGGCCUCACACUGGUCAGUGGUGGUCUCUGUUUCCUUCUUCCCGAGACACGGGGAAUCGAGCUGCCAGAUUCAAUUGAUGAGGCUGAAAGCAUCAGGAACAAGAAGACAACCAACAAAGAGAAUAACUCAAAUAUUAUACAAAUGAAAUCUAGUAAACUGUAAUCUAUAUCCUGAUUGUUGAAACAGAUUACCACUAGCAGUUUUCAGAAUAUAUGUAUGUACA
Molecule: messenger RNA, 1453 nt
Organism: Phyllopteryx taeniolatus (common seadragon)
Lineage: Eukaryota; Metazoa; Chordata; Actinopteri; Syngnathiformes; Syngnathidae
Product: solute carrier family 22 member 13-like
Exons: 9
Coding region: 1-1392 (463 amino acids)
Biological process (GO): transmembrane transport
Cellular component (GO): membrane
Molecular function (GO): transmembrane transporter activity
Source: RefSeq, a predicted model, not a curated record